Messenger RNA from Microstroma glucosiphilum, 624 nucleotides. RefSeq lists its product as hypothetical. The transcript is spliced from 3 exons. The record is from RefSeq and is a predicted model, not a curated record. Lineage: Eukaryota; Fungi; Basidiomycota; Exobasidiomycetes; Microstromatales; Microstromataceae. The coding region runs from base 83 to 517 and encodes 144 amino acids.
CCUCAUCUCACCUCGAUAUCAUCCAUCUGCCCCACCCAUGGCCUGAUCAACCAUCCUACGCUCAGCGGUCACACAGCCAGCCAUGAGCGCAUCAUCCUCCACGACCACGACGGGCGCACAUCACGAUGCCCUCUAUGAGAAGCUCGUCCAGCAGGAGCGAAUCAUACAGAGCGCUGCCUUGCCAGCCGAUGAGAUGCCUUCUUGUAUGAACCUCUUCGACAAGUGGGCUACUUGCUUCGCUCUCGUGCCGCAAUUCCGCGCCGUGUACCGGUACGGCUCCUUUGACGACUGCACUCGCAAGCUCGAUGACUUCAAGUUCUGCCUCACCCUCAAGGGCAUUGAUCAAGCUCAGAAGAGGGAAGCCUACAUCGAGCGCAAGGCGCGAGCUAUGGCUAGAAGGCGGAUGCCAGGCGGCAAUACCUCAGAAGAGGUCUGGGAGAUGAGGACGGACCCGAUCAUUGAUCUCCAGUGCGUCGAUGAAGCCCUUCUACCCAAGAAGGACGGCGGGAAGACGUAGGGGCUGUUGUCAGACUCUCCUACUUUUCCAUUCGCUUCAGCCCCAUGCCUGACCCAGCAUCACCGCUCCGCUCAAGGCUCCUUGCCGGCUUGCAAUCUACCUUCAGG